CCUUUAAAAUUUAUCGAAUCAAAAGAUUUUCUUAAGCUAGCGGGAUGAGCAUAGAGAAUAGCCUGAGUGAAGAGGAGGUCAGCAGAGAAGAUACAACGACAACGAUAGAAGUUCAGAUCGACUAUUUGGUAAAUAAGUUCGAACAAAUCAAUGGAAGAAGCAUAGCACUUGAGCGAGCGGUAAAGGAUUCCAGCAUAGAAGAUGCAGAGGAGACUGGCUGCUUGAUGGAUGUGUUGCACCUGCAGAUGCUGCAAUUGAUAGAGGAUCGGAUAACUCAACAACUGGCACUGGAAACGCAGACAUCCAGAGCACAACUUGAUCUGGCCAGAGCCCGCCUUCAGCAAGGAACUCACCAUGUUGCAGCCUCAGCUCGGUUGCCUAGUUCCUCCAGGCCCUACAAAGCGCUGUGCCGACUUCUGGAACAGGGCAUGACAUGGGGCAGCUCCCUGAAGCUGCUGCGUUUCAAUGUGGAACCAGCUCGAGGCUAUCUACGGCCGCUAACACACAUCUUUGGCGCCAUGGUGCCGUGCAGCUUGCGGCACGCGAGCCACAAGUGGGAACGUUGCAUGGAACAGAUUGUGGAAUGCGUGAAUGUCCAGCGGGAGUUGCAAUCUGUACUCAGUUUCAUUGAACGACUUAAGUGGGCGCAGCACCGAAGGGCCAAUGUCUGAGUGCGGCUGGGAGCGAGGAGAAUCGGAUGUCUAGUUCAAAGUUCAAAACAAAGUCACUUGGUGCCGAGUUGAGCUCUUAUAAGGCGUGCUUCCGUUUCGCAGUUGCCGCCGAACUAUAAAUAGCUAAUGCUACGCUUCUGUGUCUGUGUCUUGUACAUCUUCCCGUACAUCGUCGCUCUUGGCGUGCUUGUAAUUGCUUUUAAAAAUAAUUGAUAUAAAUAAGUUGUAAAAGUGCUACAUAAAGUAAUUUGCCAUUUUGUUUUAAGAGGUAUGAAGAAGGUAAAGUUAUUAGAAU
Messenger RNA from Drosophila grimshawi, 966 nucleotides. RefSeq lists its product as uncharacterized. The record is from RefSeq and is a predicted model, not a curated record. The transcript has a single exon. Gene Ontology annotation, cellular component: extrinsic component of endoplasmic reticulum membrane. Gene Ontology annotation, biological process: vacuolar proton-transporting V-type ATPase complex assembly. Bases 45 to 671 code for a protein of 208 amino acids. NCBI's taxonomy places the organism in Eukaryota, Metazoa, Arthropoda, Insecta, Diptera, Drosophilidae.